AUGGAAGGUUUGCAGGUUUUACCAGUUGCUGAAAAUAAUGAUGCAAGUGUUGAUGAUCCAGUGGUUGUUACCGAGCAACCUGCAAAAAAAGAUGUAAAGCCAAAGGGAAAAAUAAGAGCAAAACAUAUUUGCCCAGUAUCUAAUUGCAAAUCUUCAGUUAUCCAUCUCCCACGUCACAUGAGGAAGUGUCAUGGUUGGAGUCCAAGGAAGUCAGGUAGCGUGUUGAACGCUUUUAAUUUACGGAAAAAUAAAAUGCAAACAACGGCAAGGCCUAAACGUCAUUACAAGAGCAAGAUGUGCCCGGUGAGAGAUUGUAAUUCCAUUGUCAAACGGAUCCAUAACCAUAUCAGAAAGGUGCAUAAAGUAAAACCAGGAAGCAAAACGUACCUGAAAUGUUUAGAGAAUGCAGUUCCAUAUGAGGCUCCAGUUUUAUCACCAUCUAAACCCACUGAAGAUGGCGAUGACUCAUCAGACUCGUACCACCCACCACCAAAAAAGUUUAAAGAGGAAAAUUAUGUGAAGAAUCUUGGCACUAUAUUUCAGUCUGUGUAUGGCAGUGAUGAUAGUGAUGAAAGUUAUGAUUGCAACCGAGAUGAUCCAUCUCCUUCCAAAGAUGAAGAUGAUCGAGAAGAUAUUGAGGAGGACGUGAUCGAUGGAGAUUUAAUUGAAAAUGAUCAACAAUAUAUUCAGGGUGCUGAUCAUUUAGAUAAUAAUCUUCCACAGUUAUUUGUGCAAUUCGAAGAAUGGUUGAAAGGGCCAGAUGGAGGUAGAAAAGAUGAAAGAUGCGCAAGCCAGUGCCGCAGACAAGUCCAGCUAGUCAUCAAUUUCAUUGACUCAAAAAAUCCAAAUUUGAGCAGCAUAUUCAAAAAGAAGAUUUUGAGGGAUAAAUGGCUAAACAUUUUUGAUAAGGAAAAGCAACCUGGAACUGUGAAAUCCUAUCUUGGUGCUCUUAACCUGUUCUAUGUUUUUUUAAAGUGUGAGGGUGUCGAAGUUGAUGUUUCACCGGCAACUUUAUCCAGCUUAUCAGAUCAAGCUAAAUUAUGGGCCAGGUCAUACAGGAAGCUUAGUCAAGAUCGGUUUUGGGAGAAGAGGAUGGAUGACAUGGCGACAAUGAGAACACCCCAACAAGUGAAAGAGUUUGAGACAUCAAUUGUUGCAAGAUCAGCAAUAAAAAUCAUGGGUGAAUAUGAUGAUUACGAAGGAGAAUUACCACCAAACCAACCCGAUUACAUUGUUGUCAGAGACUAUCUUUUGACAGUCUUAUGCAUUAAUAAUGGUAGCAGGUCUGGCACAUUGGCCAACAUGACUCUGGACGAGUUCAAAAAUGUUGAAGAAGAUGAUGGUUGUUUUGUGGCCAAAGUCAAAAACCAUAAAACAUUUACCACCCAUGGCCCUGUACAUCUUGUGUUUUCUCACACAUUGUACAAGUAUGUACAAAUCUACAUCAGACAGUUUAGAAAUAAACUUGGUGGUGUUGAUAAGGAUGGGAAGGCACCUGUGUUCUUGGCCUGGAGCAAAUCCAAAAUGAAAUCUUCUCAAGUUGGUACCCAAAUAGGUUCUUGUUGGGGGAAAGUCUUUGGGAAAGAAUCGUCUUCUGGGGGUGCCACUGCAUUCAGGAAAGCAGCAGUCUCAGCUGUGCAUGGGACUAAUAAGGAUUUGCGAGAAGAUUUAGCAAACUUAAUGGUACACAAUAAAGCCACAGCCGACCGUUACUAUUUGCUAAAAAAUAAAGGCAAAACAGCUGUACAAACGGCAAAAGAAUUGACUAAAAUAAUGCGAACCACAUCUAGUAGCCAAAAGGAGGGGGGACCAUCAAGUCUCUGUGGGAACCAUCAAGUCUCUGAAUCAUCAAGUCUCCCAACAACACACAAAUCACCACCCAGACACAAGUGGACCACUGAGGAAGUCAGCGUGUUGAAGAGUCUGUUUGCUUCAGAUAUCAAACAGAAGACAAUUACGUUAGACAAAGUUAGACAAAAAAUUGUCAAGCAACCACUGCUGUUCAACAUUUCCCCGACAAAGAUAAGAGACAAAAUUCGAUCCUAUUAUGAUACUACAACAUUGGAAGAACCCAAGUGUAAUUCGCCAAUACUUCCUAACGAGACUGAAUCUCAAAGCGAAUGUUUCAGAAGAUUUGGUGUGGACUUAAUUGAAGCAGAAACUAGUAAGUAUUGGUAAAUUGAUAAACACUUAUUUAGUAAAAGUAAUUAGUAUAGGUAAUCACACAGGAAUGAGUGCAAUUAAUGAUUUACACAGCGAGUGAUUUUUGGUAACACUGCGAGUGAUAAUCAUUAAUUGCAUGACUUGCCCAUGUGAUUAUUUGUUAUAUACAUGACAAAAUUACUGCAAUCUGAUAAUGGAUAAUUUUUUCAUUUUAACAUCAUGGUUUGGGCAGAAAGCCCAUUGCACUCCUCAUCAGAUUGCAGUAACUUUGUCAUGUAUAUCAAGGCAUUUUUUAAUACCAUGGAGUGUUGGGGCAUUUGCCCCACUGGGCCCCUUCCUCUGCCCCACCACUGAAGAAAAAAAUGGCCUAUUGCCCCAAAGCCAGGGCCCUAUGACUUGUAUUGAGUAUUGUAAAAAACAAAAUUUGUUGGUGAGUAUAUUUAAAACUUUGUUUUGAGAAGCUGAGGUUUUUUUAAAAAUGUGUUCUCAGAAUGCAGGAAAUGCUAUUUCAGAGACCCAAGUUUUAAAAAUUUCCUGGGGGGCAUGCCCUCAGACCCCCUAGCUAACUCAAGCCUGCGGUACUCGCGGCUCACACCUUCGGCGAUCGCAUACUAUCCUGGGGGAAGGACAAGGAAAAUGGACCCUUUGACAGUUUUGCCCCACCACUGAAGAAUCCUUAAAAGAUGCACUAAUGUAUAUAAUAAAUACAUUCUAUAUUUUGAAGCAUUUUGGCAUAAAAAAGCAAGACAAUUUUACUACUCUUGGUUAUUUUGACUCACCCCGAAAGCGGUUGUUAACACCCAACUGGACUUUACAUAUUUUACUCUAGGAAACACCAGAUGACUUUUACUCAUCAACAGGAAAACUCAUUGCUGGGUUUACGUUACAGAGUUUUACAUACUCCAACAGGGCUUUACAGAUUUUACUCUGGUUAUGCCAGACAAUUUUAGGGCUCAUAAAAAGUUACUCAAACAUUGAUUAAUAUUAUAUUAUAUAACCCAAUAAACUUAGCAUAUUCCCUAUGUAUUAAUAUACAGCAUGAGCGGCCAUGUUGUAUCGAUAUACAAAUCGAACCAAAGGCGAGAGGUUGUGUGCCCUCUAGCAUCCCGGACUGUUUAUUUACGAAUAUUCCUGAUAUCUGGAAUAUUUUAUCCUGGGAAUGUUUUGAUUACUUAUUAUUAAAUGGUGUAAUUAAGUACAUAUACACAUGUAUGUACCAGUGUAUAGAAACUGUAGACUGUACAGUAGGUCAGCAAUUCCCCUUAAGCUGUGUAAUUGUGUAUAAAAUGUAUAGUAGUAAUAAUUUCUGCAAUUUUUUAGGUACUACAGUCAAAAGAAGUGGUGGAGAAAAAGAGAAGCAGAAAGAAAAUGGAUGUGGUAGUGAGGAUGAAGUUGGUAGUGAGGACGAAGAUGGUAGUGGGAUUAAAGAUGGCAGUGAGUAUACGCCUAGCAUUAUCGCACCCACCACAUCGACAAAAAGUUCCCAGCAGCUUUUAAGCAAUGAGGACAGCGUCCUAUUCCUAACUGUGUUUGAUGAACUAAUUAACUCAACCAGGCAAAUCACCAAGGCAGUUGUAUAUGAUAAAUUACGUGCUGAACCAAAAUUAUCCCAUCUUGAAAAGCAGUGCGCUUUCCGUCAACUAGCAAACAAAGUCCGCACAGAGAGAAGAAGAAGAGGAAGAAUUAUAGCAAGAGGAAAUGAUAAAAGAAAGAGAGCUAGAAAAUAG
Paramuricea clavata is the source of this 3890-nucleotide messenger RNA. Lineage: Eukaryota; Metazoa; Cnidaria; Anthozoa; Malacalcyonacea; Plexauridae. The record is from the annotation of a GenBank genome assembly.